CAGCCAUCUUUGAUCGUUAUCUGCUCGUGGAUGAAUGCUGCAGAGAAGCACAUUGCCAAGUAUACUGCGGGCUAUCGACGACUCUAUCCCGACACGACGGUACUCCUCGUCCAGUGUUCUCUCGCCGGAUUCUUCACCAGUAAAGCCAAGCAGGAAGUCCUUCUCAAACCAGCGUACGAUAUGAUCAUCAACCACAGAUCCGAUGGCAACCAAGGCGGACCUGUGGUCCUCCACGCUUUUUCGAACGGCGGUGGAACGUUAGCGAAUUACAUCGCAGGUUUCCUGAACGAACGCAGUCCUGGGAAGAAGGUCGUAUUCAAUAAAGUCAUUCUCGACUGCUUGCCUGGCAUCCCAACUAUCGCAGGUGCGGUCAGGGCAGUUUCUUUCUCUCUGCCUCGCAAUCCAAUUCUGCGCUUCCUUGGCCAGUGGAUAUUCAGGAUCUGGUUGGUGGCUUAUUCCAUAUUCGCGUACGCCCUCCGUCGGCGCGAAGACAGAGUUACCCGACUACGACGACGGUUGAACGACCCCGAGAGAUUCGAUCUAGGCGCUCCACGGUUGUAUCUGUACUCUAAAGCGGACGAUCUCGUGGAGCAUUGGGCCGUGGCUGAGCACGCCGAGGGUGCCAGGAAGAAGGGCUAUCGUGUGAGAGAAGAACUGUUCAUCAAUGCGCCUCACUGCGCCAUUGCGAAAGAUGAGCCGGAGCGAUAUUGGAAGGCCGUGCAAGAG
This is a messenger RNA of Zymoseptoria tritici IPO323, 726 nucleotides long. RefSeq lists its product as uncharacterized. The annotation marks the transcript as partial. The record is from RefSeq and is a predicted model, not a curated record. The transcript has a single exon. Lineage: Eukaryota; Fungi; Ascomycota; Dothideomycetes; Mycosphaerellales; Mycosphaerellaceae.